Molecule: messenger RNA, 1030 nt
Organism: Microdochium trichocladiopsis
Lineage: Eukaryota; Fungi; Ascomycota; Sordariomycetes; Xylariales; Microdochiaceae
Product: cwf18 pre-mRNA splicing factor-domain-containing protein
Exons: 1
Coding region: 148-852 (234 amino acids)
Cellular component (GO): post-mRNA release spliceosomal complex; U2-type spliceosomal complex
Source: RefSeq, a predicted model, not a curated record
CCACUAUUCACAACUGCCACUUUUGAUGACCAUCACACAAGACGCCAUUCACUUCCAGACAGCUCAGAUCGAUUGCCGGAACACCAUAAUCCACCAGAGACCUCGGCCAGGGAAUAACACAUAGAAAAACCCUUGUCAGCAGCCACAAUGUCGUCCCUCGCGUCCCUCAGCGCCGCGACCGACGAUCGCAAGGCCCGCCUCGCCAAGCUCAAGAACCUGAAGCGCAAACAGCCAGCAGACGAGCACGUCGCGCCAGAAUCCGACCGCGAGGCAUCUGCGCCAGCACAGGCCAAAGUACAAUCAGACGAUGGCGAGCAGCCGCAAGACGAGACCAUGGCAGAUAGCAAUGGCAACGGCCCGUCACAAGACGACGAGUCCAACCUCGCGCUCCGACACAUCAGCGGGCGCAACUACGACCCGGAAACACGCGGCGCGAAGCUGGGCUUCGAGGCGCCGCCCACGCUGGGCAUGGAGGGCCCCACGCUCGAGGAGCAGGCCGCGGCGGUCGAGAGGGAUCUCAGAGCGAAGGCUGCAGAGGAUGCCAAGGACGCGGACAAGGGCAUCGAUCUAUUCAAGCUGCAGCCCAAGAAGCCCAAUUGGGAUCUCAAGCGCGAUCUAGACAAGAAGCUCGAGAUCCUCAAUGUGCGAACCGACAAUGCCAUUGCGAAGCUGGUGAGGGAGAGGAUUGCCAGUUCCGCGAAAGCAGGCUCGGCACCGGGCACAAGUGCGGGUGCAGUCUUAGGUGAUGGCGCGAAUGUUGACGGUGAUGCGCUCGUGGAAGGGCUGAGGCAGCGGGAGCGAGAGGAGCAGGAGGAGGGUCAAAGGGAGUCCCAGGACGAGGAUCUGGUUUGAUGGCCGCUUUGCGGGAUUCCCCCCUACAAUCCAGCGAGGGCCCUUGUUGCGUUACACAGUUACUCUUUUGCAUGGCAUGGCGUUGGGCUGGAAAAGGUUUUGUUAUAUGGAUCACGCAGAACACAAUUAGACGCACGACAUGUGGUCAACACUACAAUAUAUAUACAUUAUAAGAUCA